Messenger RNA from Emys orbicularis (European pond turtle), 1593 nucleotides. Its product is annotated as cryptochrome-1-like. NCBI's taxonomy places the organism in Eukaryota, Metazoa, Chordata, Testudines, Emydidae. Gene Ontology annotation, molecular function: DNA binding; FAD binding; deoxyribodipyrimidine photo-lyase activity. Gene Ontology annotation, biological process: entrainment of circadian clock by photoperiod; circadian regulation of gene expression. Bases 1 to 1593 code for a protein of 530 amino acids. Gene Ontology annotation, cellular component: cytoplasm; nucleus. The record is from RefSeq and is a predicted model, not a curated record. The transcript is spliced from 10 exons.
AUGAAGCACAUAUCGAUCCACUGGUUCCGUAAGGGUCUUCGCCUUCACGAUAACCCUGCCCUGCUGGCAGCAAUGACAGACUGCCACAAGCUCUAUCCCAUCUUCAUCCUCGACCCCUGGUUCCCAAAGAACAUGCGGGUCAGCGUCAACCGCUGGAGGUUUCUGGUCGAGUCGUUGAGAGAUCUGGACGAGAGCCUUCAGAAACUGAACUCAAGGCUGUUUGUGGUGCGUGGCCGCCCCACGGAGAUAUUCCCGGUCCUCUUUAAAGAGUGGAAGGUGACGCGGCUGACGUUCGAGAUAGACACGGAGCCCUACUCCAGGCAGCGCGAUAGCGAGGUGGCGAGCCUGGCGGCUGAACAUGGCGUUCAGGUUAUUCAGAAAGUGUCCAACACCUUGUAUGACACUGACAGAGUAAUUGCUGAGAACAAUGGCAAGGUGCCUCUGACCUAUGUGCGCCUGCAGACGCUCCUGGCGGCCCUGGGACCACCAAAGCGGCCCGUGCCAGCUCCCACUCUGGAAAACCUGAAGGAUUGCUGUACCCCCUGCAAAGACAACCACGAUGCAGAGUAUGGGAUCCCUAUGCUGGAGGAGCUGGGUCAGGACCCGGAGCAAGCAGGUCCUCGCCUCUACCCGGGAGGAGAGUCUGAGGCGCUUUGCAGGCUUGACUUGCAUAUGAACAGAACGGCCUGGGUGUGUAAUUUCCAGAAGCCCCAGACUGAGCCCAACUCCCUGAACCCUAGCACCACCGUGCUGAGCCCUUACAUCAAGUUUGGAUGCUUGUCAGUGCGAACCUUCUGGUGGAGGUUGGCUGAAGUCUACCAGGGGAGGAAACACUCCAACCCGCCCGUGUCUUUGCACGGGCAGCUCCUGUGGAGGGAGUUCUUCUACACGGCAGGAGCUGGGAUCCCCAACUUCAACAAGAUGGAAGGCAACCCCGUCUGCGUGCAGGUGGACUGGGAUAACAAUCCAGAGCACCUCAGAGCCUGGAGCGAGGGCCGGACAGGCUACCCCUUCAUAGAUGCCAUCAUGGCCCAGCUGCGCACUGAAGGCUGGAUCCAUCACCUGGCCCGGCAUGCUGUGGCCUGCUUCCUGACUCGAGGAGACCUGUGGAUAUCCUGGGAGCAAGGGCAAAAGGUCUUUGAGGAGUUGCUGCUGGAUGCUGACUGGUCCCUGAACGCUGGCAACUGGCAGUGGCUGUCGGCGAGUGCCUUCUUCCACCAGUUCUUCCGCGUCUACUCGCCCAUCGCCUUCGGCAAGAAGACGGACAAGGGCGGAGAGUAUAUCAAGAAGUACCUCCCUUUCCUCCGGAAGUUCCCCGCUGAGUACAUCUAUGAGCCCUGGAAGGCGCCGCAAAGCGUGCAGGAGCAGGCAGGCUGCGUGAUUGGCCGAGAUUACCCUAAGCCCAUCGUGGUGCACGAGAUGGUGAGCAAGAGGAACGUGGAGCGGAUGAAGGCAGCCUACGCCCGGCGAUCGGCCAGCACCACGGCCCAGUUGGAGGGAGGGGGUGGCAAGAAAGGUGCCAAAAGGAAGACACCUGCUGGUCCCUCUGUGGCCGAACUGCUGACAAAGAAACCAAAGACUAAGAGCAGCUGA